CACCUUCCUACGAUUUUCAGAGAAACAGAGAUCCUUUCACCUCCCUACGAUUUUCAAAGAGAGAGAGAGAGAUCGUCUAUAUCACCUUCUAAGGGCUUACAGAGGGAUUUCAUCUAUAUCACCUUCUUAGGGCUUAGAAAGGGAUUUCGUCUAUAUUAGGGUUUUGAGAGAGAGUGCAAUCUCCAUUUUAGUGUAUAGAGAGAGAGAGAGAGAGAGAGAGAGAGAGAGAGAGAGAGAGAGAGAGAGAGAGAGAGAGAGAGAUUUUGUAUUCAGUCUCCAUUUUAGGGUUAGUCCGAUCCAUUACUGUGAGGAAUAUAGUAAUGGGGAAGAACGAGAAAUCGGGAGGGGGCCUAGGUAGAGCCCUGGUGAAGCACCACAACCAGAUGGUCCAGCAAUCGAAAGAGAAGGGCCGUUUCUACAACAAGCAGCAUAAGCGGAUCCUUGAGUCCGUCACGGAGGUCGGUGACAUUGAGGCCGUGGUUGAGCAGUCCGAGGAGGCUGACCUCAUCUACUCCUCCGAAAAUCCCCUGCCCAAUCUCCUCCGUAUCAACCUUGACACAAGCUCUGCUACAAGUGACCUGUCACCUGAGGAAACGAGAGAUCAACAGAAAAGGGAGGAGGCCUUGCAUGCAGGCAGCCUUCAAGUUCCUCGCAGACCACCUUGGAAUGCCAAGAUGACUGUGGAAGAGCUUGAUGCCAAUGAAAGACAGGCUUUCUUAUUCUGGCGUAGAAGUCUUGCAAGACUUGAGGAGAAUGAGAAGCUUGUCCUAACUCCUUUUGAAAAGAAUCUGGAUAUCUGGAGGCAGCUUUGGCGGGUGCUUGAACGAAGUGACCUGCUGGUAAUGGUUGUUGAUGGCCGAGAUCCAUUGUUUUACCGGUGCCCUGAUCUUGAGGCAUAUGCAUGCGAAAUCAAUGAGCACAAAAGAACGUUGCUGCUCCUUAACAAGGCCGAUCUUUUACCAUUUGAAGUCAGGCAGAGGUGGGCAAACUACUUUCGCCUCCAUGGCAUUCUCUUCCUAUUUUGGUCUGCGAAAGCUGCUGCUGCUGCUCUGGAAGGCAAGAAGUUGAGCAGUCCCUGGGCACAAGAUUCUUCUGUCACCAAUGCAGAUACGAAAAUCUAUGGCAGGGAUGAACUCUUGGCUCGGUUGCAGACUGAAGCAGAGGCUAUAGUGGCAAGUAGGGCUCUGGUCCACAAAAGUAAGGGCCCUGCUCAUUCUCCAAACCAUGGUACAGGGAGUCCAUCAUCUAAGCAUGUCGUUGUGGGAUUUGUCGGUUACCCCAAUGUCGGAAAGAGUUCAACCAUCAAUGCGUUAGUGGGGGAGAAGCGAACCGGUGUUACCUCGACCCCAGGGAAGACGAAGCAUUUCCAGACGCUGAUAGUUUCUGAUGAGCUUGUCCUUUGUGACUGCCCUGGUUUAGUGUUCCCAUCCUUUUCCAGCUCCAGGUAUGAAAUGAUUGCAUCAGGGGUGUUGCCCAUUGACAGGAUGACUGAACACAGGGAGGCAGUGCAGGUUGUCGCCAAUCGGGUCACAAGGCAUGUACUCGAAGCUGUCUAUAACAUAAGAUUGCCCAAACCCAAGCCCUAUGAAUCACAAUCUAGACCCCCUCUGGCUGCAGAACUGUUGAGAGCAUACUGCUUAUCUCGUGGGCACGUUGGUUCCAGUGGGCUGCCGGAUGAAACCAGGGCGGCCCGCCAGAUUUUGAAGGACUACAUCGAUGGGAAGCUGCCUCACUUUGAGAUGCCCCCAGGAAUGUCUGAGGAUGGAGAUGGGGAGGUUGAUGGGCAAGAUGUGCAUGAUAGUUUGGAAAAUACUGGUGAAUCGGACUCUGAUGUUGAGGAUCUGUCAUCAUCAGGUGGUGCAGUUUCUGGCAUCGCCAGCGGGCCUGACCUCAGUCAUGUGAUGAAUGACCUAGAUUCAUUCGAUACUGCCAAUGGGUUGCCCUCAACUGCUUCUGGAGUUGGUGCUAAGAAGAUGAAGCCGGCUGCUGCAUCCCAUAAGCAUCACAGGAAACCCCAAAGGAAGAAAGACCGUUCCUGGAGAGUUAGCAACGAUGGGGGUGAUGGCAUGCCUGUGGCGAGAGUGUUUCAGAAAGAGGUAACUGCCGGACCCAUAAAGGCUAGCUGACGGCCUCUAAAUGCAGUGGGGGUGAAGUCUAAUGGUUGCUUGACUGACUUAGAUGCCUGCCUAAUGAUAUGGAAAAAAGAGGAGGAAAUCUAAUGGUUUUUAUUCAUAUUCCUACCUUGUCGAAAGCCUCUCUCUGUAUCUACAUGUAGUGCCAGCGUGGCUGACAGGUGCAAAUAUUAGAUGUUGCAUCCCAAAAAAAAAAAAUGAAUCUGGUCCAUUCACAGGGUGGGCUACAAUGUCAGAAAGAUGUUAAAAAAAAAAAAAAAAACCUUUGGCAAAGUACCUAUUGAUCCGUAAAUUUGUUUUGUAAAAUGUGGCCCACCUGAUGGUUGGACUGACCUGAUUCAUGGGGAAAUUGCAUGUAUAAUGAGCAGCUUUGUACUGGCUGUGUGGGCUAAUUAAAGCUCUAUAGUGGUUACUUUAUUUUAUUUUUGAAAGGCUUUGAUGCUGUACUCCUGAGGAUUGAUUAAUGAGAGGACAAUCUACUAAUACUCCUGA
Magnolia sinica is the source of this 2624-nucleotide messenger RNA. Its product is annotated as GTPase LSG1-2. Gene Ontology annotation, cellular component: cytosol. Lineage: Eukaryota; Viridiplantae; Streptophyta; Magnoliopsida; Magnoliales; Magnoliaceae. The transcript is spliced from 7 exons. Bases 321 to 2126 code for a protein of 601 amino acids. The record is from RefSeq and is a predicted model, not a curated record. Gene Ontology annotation, molecular function: GTP binding; GTPase activity.